This is a messenger RNA of Dendronephthya gigantea, 1572 nucleotides long. RefSeq lists its product as uncharacterized. NCBI's taxonomy places the organism in Eukaryota, Metazoa, Cnidaria, Anthozoa, Malacalcyonacea, Nephtheidae. The record is from RefSeq and is a predicted model, not a curated record. The transcript is spliced from 2 exons. The coding region runs from base 238 to 1572 and encodes 444 amino acids.
GAGGCAGCACACUAUUCUGGACGUACUGAUGUUUCUCCAGAGUUCACUCGACCCAGGCUUUUGCGCGCAUUUAUGUAUUGUCGAAAUUUGGAUUCGUUUCUGUCCGGAAAGAUUUUUGUUCCGGGGGAAUAAUUAAGCGUGCGUAUGUUUAAAAAAUUAAAGGGGGACGUACGGAUUAUAUCUUAUAAAUUGUAACGCGUGUGCAAUCUGGUGCAAUAUUGAUGUGCUGGAGUGCGAAUGCAAACUGCCAAGUUAUUGAACGAAAUUUUCCCUAAAAUACAAGGUCCUCCAACUGAUAACCCCUCAGAGGAUGUGGUAUAUAAUGGUGUGACUGAAAUGAGUAGUUUUUUACCUGUUGGAGAACAACAACAACAAGAAAUUGAAGCUGUUAGAAAUCAGCUUUCUGAAAAUGAGCCAAUGCAAUGGCCCUCAGUUGAAAAUGAGCCAUUGAAUGAGUAUCAGGUAUCACAUUUGGCCACAAUGUCAUUCCCAACAUUAUUUCCGGAUGGAAAAGGUGAUCCUACUAAUCAAGGACUUCUACGGGAUGUCCCUCUUCAGGAGCGAAUAAAACACCUGUUGAAAUUUGCUGAAGUUAUAGAUGGCAAAUGGGUCUACCGUUUUGCUAACCAUCCCAGAUUCUGUUACUGGGCUUUUAAUAUGAUUCAAAGAAAACGAAUCUUACAGCAAAGUGGAAUAUUCCUAAAGCAAAACCCAGGUGAGGCACAUCUCACUAUUGAUGAAUUAAGGGAAAUGGCUGCCAGUAACAAUGCUAAUCUGUUUAUGUCUAAAGUGUCUAGAUAUGUUGGGAAUAUUGCUGGUACUAAUGCUUACUGGAACAAAGUAAGAGAAGAACUCAAAGCUAUUAUAACUAGUGUUGGAGCACCAACAUUAUUUUUCACUUUUUCCUCUGCGGAUAUGCAUUGGCCUGAGUUACACACUCUAUUUAGUGCUGAUAAUGGUUGUGGAACUGGUAAUAAUACCAAUGAAGUCAGACGACAAAAUGUAAUUAACAAUCCCCAUAUUGUGGAUUGGUUUUUCACUCAAAGAUUAGAAAGCUUUGUUAAACACUGGCUUUAUGAAACACUUGGUGCAAAAUGGCACUGGUUUCGAUAUGAGUACCAAGGUAGAGGCAGUAUCCAUUGUCAUGGUACUGCUAAACUAAAUAAUGAUCCAGGUUUGUGUAAACUUACUGAGACUGCUUUGAAAGGUUACUUAGCACAAAAAUUUAAAGAUGAGAACAUUUGUUCUGAUAUAACCGAACUAGACAAUGAUAUUGAUGCUGGUCAGAGAGCAGCUGAAACAGUAUGUCGGUAUGUUGAUUGGCUAUUAUCAACUGUCAAUCCAAACCCACCAGACGAAGAUAUGUGGGUACGACCUGAGACUCAUCCAUGUCAGAAACCCCAUAAUGAAAUUCCUGAACAUGAAAAACAAUCAGAUUAUGUAGAUCUAUUAAAUAUGGUUCAACGACACACUCGUUGUAGUACUAGCUAUUGUCUAAGAAAAAAGUCAAAUGAGACUGAAUUGAAAUGUAGAUUUCAUUUUCCAUUUGACAAUUGUCAGCAACAAAGUUAG